Molecule: messenger RNA, 855 nt
Organism: Durio zibethinus
Lineage: Eukaryota; Viridiplantae; Streptophyta; Magnoliopsida; Malvales; Malvaceae
Source: RefSeq, a predicted model, not a curated record
AUGAAUCAAAAGAAUAAAAACCAGAAAAAUGCAUGUAUCUGCGUGCAUGUUAUAGAGAUAGACUUACCACAUAUACGUGUUCUACUUAUAAAAAAAACUUUUCUUAUCAAUGCCUUACCAGUUAUAGAGAAAUUAACCUUAAUAUAUAGUCAUGUCAAAGCAGGAUACUCUUAUAUACAGGAAACAUUAUCGAAACAGUCUCGGAAAUUCAAGUAUCAAACUUCUCCGGAUCCUGAUCAGAUGAUGAGUCCCGAGAGAAGCUACUCAUCUUCUUCUCUUGACAUUGUGGAGUUAACGUCGUCCCUCCAGGACACCAAACCCUGCAGGGCCUCAUUGCACCAAAGAUCCGCAAGUGAUUCCCUCGCCUUUGUGAACAAGCCUUAUUUGGUUGGACCAGGAUCUUGUCAGAGCUCAAAUAUUGGUGCAGAAUGGUGCUCGAAACUCGAUGGAGGUAAUGCUGAUGGAAAGGCUAUCGAUCACAACGUCGAAAAAUUGGAGGACUCUUCGUCUUCGUCUCUCAUAGGAGAGAGUACUCCUCCCCCAACUGAGCCUCAAAAACGGCGUCGGAACUUUCACCCUAGCAUGGACCCCAAGAACAUCAAACGACCGCUUGUGAACAGAGUUUCAGCUCAGAAAUCGCGGCUGAGGAAGCUGGAAUACAUAGAAAAAUUCAAAAGAGAUAUAAACACCGAACAGGCCAGAGUAUCGUUUCUAGCUCCACAGAACAAUGCAAUGAAACAGAGGAUGGAAUUUCUUGAGAAAGAUAUGGCAAAGAAAGAUGCUGAAUAUCAAGCAUUGAAGGACGAGAGAGACAUGCUUGCCCUCACAUAUUUCCUGAUGCAAGAAGGCAUUUAG